Messenger RNA from Rhipicephalus microplus (southern cattle tick), 1708 nucleotides. Its product is annotated as phosphoserine aminotransferase. Gene Ontology annotation, cellular component: cytoplasm. Gene Ontology annotation, biological process: L-serine biosynthetic process. The record is from RefSeq and is a predicted model, not a curated record. Gene Ontology annotation, molecular function: pyridoxal phosphate binding; O-phospho-L-serine:2-oxoglutarate transaminase activity. NCBI's taxonomy places the organism in Eukaryota, Metazoa, Arthropoda, Arachnida, Ixodida, Ixodidae.
UCUCUUAUUCGGGGACUGCUGCUUGCUUGGCCGGUGGUUGCCCAUCUCAACUGGGGCUGGGCUCAUCCAGUUUCUCGUGUGUACAGGCGACGACCGCGUUAUCUCGUAUCUUCUUCCUCGUGGUAGUGUGGCGCGUCGCACGACCGUCGUCACGCACAGUCUGUACGGAGCUUGCCACCAUCCUGCACGCCGGUGUAAGCGGACCGUAGCACACGAGCGCACGCAACGUGGAUACCUCCCCACAAGACCUGUUGAUCACACCGAGAGAUGGCACAGCGCAAGCUCAAUUUCUCGGCCGGACCUUCGGCCGUGCCGCUCGAAGUGCUUCAAGUUGCGCAGGAAGAGAUGCUGAAUUAUAAAGGAUGUGGAGCCAGCGUCAUGGAAUUGAGUCACCGCUCGGCCGAGUUUGCAGAGAUAGUCGAGACUGCCGAAGCUGACCUGAGAGAUCUGAUGGGCAUCCCUUCAAACUACAAAGUGAUCUUCAUGCAAGGUGGAGGCACAGGCCAGUUCAGUGCCAUCCCGCUUAAUCUGUGUCCGCAUGGCAAAGAACAGAAGGCUGACUAUGUUGUCACUGGCACUUGGUCGGCCAAGGCGGCCAAGGAGGCCGAAGCUCACAUCCAGGUCAACAAGGUGCUUCCCAAGGUUGACAAGCACGUGGGCAUUCCACCGCAGAGUGAGUGGAAAUGCAGCCCAGAUGCAGCCUACCUCUACUAUUGUGACAAUGAAACCAUUCAUGGUGUUGAGUUCAACUUCGUCCCCGACAGUGGGUCAGUGCCCUUGGUGUGUGACAUGUCUUCGAACAUAUUGACAAGACCGGUUGAUGUGUCAAAGUACGGAGUCAUCUUUGCGGGUGCAAAAAACCUUGGCAUGGCUGGCGUCACUGUAGUCAUUAUCCGAGAAGACCUGAUCAGCCCACCAGCAGUCCACUGCCCAAGCGUGCUCAGUUACAAGAUCAACGCUGAGAACAAGUCCUUAUACAACACGCCCCCCACAUAUGCCAUCUACAUCCUGGGCUUGGUUCUCAAGUGGAUCAAGCGCAAUGGCGGAGUGGGAGGCAUGGCAAAGCGAUCGGCAGAAAAGUCCAGGCUUAUUUAUGAACUGUUUGACAAGUCUAAUGGCUUCUACGUGUGCAACGUGGAUCGUGCGCAUCGAAGUCGUGUUAACAUUCCAUUCCGAAUAGGGGGAACUCAAGGGGACGAGGAGCUUGAAAAACUCUUCCUCAAGGAGGCUGCCAAGAGAAACAUGAUUCAACUGAAGGGACACAGAUCAGUUGGUGGCAUUCGGGCGUCCGUGUUUAAUGCCAUGAGCGUGGAAGCGCUUACACUGUUCUUGGAGUUCUCGAGAGAGUUCGAAAAGGAGCACCACAAGUAGCCUUCGCAUUCCACCCAUUUCAUAGAAUACACCCGACAGUGGAGUCACAUUGCCCAGACUAUUUUUAGAGUGGCUGCCAGUGACUAUUGCUUUGAGCCCUCAUGACACAGCUGCACACAACAUGUAUUCCUGCUGCAUGCAUUUUACAGUUUAUGCAGACCAAAAGUUUAUUAAACAGUGCCUUGAACUUGUCUGCCAUAGUGACCUUUAAGCACUUCACUCUAUUUCAUCUCCUACAACAUGAAGUACAUGUGAAGGUCUUUUCCUGUAACAGUUUUCUCAGUGCAUUUCUAUGAAUUAGCAAUAAGUGAAUAAAUUUUUCCCUGCUCAAUUUUAA